AUGCAAUCUCGGCCAGAGCCAUCCCUCUUAGAGGCAAUAUCUUCGCUAUCACAAGUGAAUGGCUCCCAGGGCCGUUUCAUAGCAACCAUUUCCCCCGACUGGUGCACCCAGCACUCUGUUCUGGGCGGAUACUUGACCGCUGUGAUACUUUCCGCCGCACAAAGGUAUAUCAACGCAGAACCUGAAGUCGGAAUCCACAAAGCAAAAUACCCCGACCCAGUCCAUGUAUUCACUCAGUUCUUGCGCAUGGUAACUCCAGGACAAGUGUCGAUUUCUUGCAGAACACUCCGUACUACUUCUCGAAUAUGCGUUGUCAAUGCAGAACUAGAGGUGCACCCAGACGAAAAAUAUGUCUCUGGCACAGUAUCGUCACAACAAUCACUAGCAUGUACUGCAAUUGUUACACUUUCCGACCUAGGUAAGGAGACCGGUCUUUCCCAGAGCACUGCGGGGUCAACUACGCAUCCGCUCCCCUGCCGACAAACAGAGUGCGUAACAAUCGAUGACCCCGUCGUUGAUGCAACUCCUGUAACUCGCAAGCUCCAAUGGGUUGCCCCCCGCUCGCCAGAUGGCUUGUGGGGUCACAGACUAGGCGGACACCAACGUGAAGUGUGGUUAUCGUUUCGAGACGGGUCGAAGAUUUCUGAUCUUCUUCAUUUGGCGUUGCUUGCGGACAUGCCCCUACAACCACCGGCGACUCACAUCGCGGACUUCUACAUGCGCUACGCACUCUCCACACUGUGUCUAUCAGUGGAGUUCAAAAAGCGGCCCGAACCGGAGACGGAAUGGGUCCUACUGAGAUCGAAUUCCCACAAGGUUGCUGAUGGGAGAUACGAUGUGAAUAUUGAAGUUUUUAAUGAGGAUGAGGAAGUACUUGCCUUGAGCAACCAUGUUGUGUAUGUAUCGGGGUUGGAGGGGAAGUCGGGGAAGAGAGCAAGAAUGUGA
Messenger RNA from Aspergillus versicolor CBS 583.65, 945 nucleotides. RefSeq names its product thioesterase family protein. The transcript has 3 exons. The coding region runs from base 1 to 945 and encodes 314 amino acids. The record is from RefSeq and is a predicted model, not a curated record. Lineage: Eukaryota; Fungi; Ascomycota; Eurotiomycetes; Eurotiales; Aspergillaceae.